Messenger RNA from Gigantopelta aegis, 600 nucleotides. RefSeq lists its product as uncharacterized. NCBI's taxonomy places the organism in Eukaryota, Metazoa, Mollusca, Gastropoda, Neomphalida, Peltospiridae. The annotation marks the transcript as partial. The transcript has a single exon. The record is from RefSeq and is a predicted model, not a curated record.
AGUAGUAGUAGUAGUAGUAGCAGCAGCAGUUUUAGUAAUAACAGCAGCAGCGGUGGUAGUAGUAGUAUUAGUAGUAUUGGUAGUAGUAGUAGUAGUUGUUGUAGUAAUAGCAUCAGCAGCAGUAGUAGUAAUAGUAGUAGUGGUGUUGGUAGUAGUAGUGGCAGUAGUAGUUGUAGUAGUAGUAGUAGUAGUGGUAGUAGUAGUAGUAGUGGUAGUAGUAGUAGUAGUAGUGGUAGUAGUAGUAGUAGUGAUAGUAGUAGUAGUAGUAGUAAUAGUAUUGGUAGAAGUGAUAGUAGUAGUGGUGGUGGUGGUAGUAGUAGUGGUGAUGGUGGUAGUAGUAGUAGUAGUAGUAGUGGAAGUAGUGGAAGUAGUAGUAGUAGUAAUAGUAGUAGUAGUAGUGGCAGUAGUAGUUGUAGUAGUAGUAGUGGUAGUAGUAGUAGUAGUAGUGGUAUUAGUAGUAGUAGUAGUAGUAGUAGAAGUAGUAGUGAUAGUAGUAGUGGUGGUGGUAGUAGUAAUAGUAGUAGUAGUAGUAGUAAUAAUAGCAGCAGCAGCAGCAGUAGUAGUAGUAGUAUUGGUAGUAGUAGUAGUAGUAGUAGUAGU